UGUGUGCGUGCCACCAGCCUCUGCGUCUCUCGGGCACAGAAUAGAAAAGUUGGGGUAAAGUCUGAGUCAGCUCCAGGAGCGACCAGACACUCACAGCUACUCCCUCCACAGUACCAGUCCUCUCUCUCUCUCUCUCUCUCUCUCUCUCUCUCUCUCUCCCUUUUUUUUUUACUGCUCUCUCACUCAUUCACAGCCUCUCUCUUUCACACACAUACACACACACACGUGAGCACACACAUACACACACACACACACACACACACACACACCACUCCUGGCAGAGGGAAGACAGGACCACAGGAGAACUGUUACACACCUUUACAACCAGAUAGUCACUGAACGCCAGACGCUUUGCCCAGGAUGUGGAUUCUUCUCUUGGGGGUCACCUUUGGAUUACUGGCCUCGUCCAGGUCAGAGCAACUUCAAGUGAAUUCUCGGAGCUGCAGCUAUGCCGGAGUAUUCCUGGUUGAGGGACCAUCCCGUCACUCCCUCACCUUCUCCAUGGCUGAAAAGGUGUGUGAGCAGCUCAAGACCACUCUGGCAAGUCAAGAGCAAGUCGAGGAGGCCUACGUUAAAGAAAUGGAAACCUGCAGGUACGGCUGGACCAACAAUGGGAGCACCGCCAUCCUCAGACACUCGCACCAUGAAAACUGUGCAAAGAACUUGAGCGGCUUCAUUGUUCAUCGACCCACUGGAGCUGAUGAAGAAGUUGAUGCCUACUGCUAUGAUGACAAAGUUGGGCCUGAGAAGAACUGUGAAAAAGCAUUCGCUCGACAUUUACCCUCAGAUGAACCAGCCGAGCCCUCACCACUGCCUCAGGGCCCAACAAUAUCAGGCGAAGCAGACUCAGGGUCCACUCUCCAGUCACAACCCAAGGAUACGGCUGACAUUGAGGGGGGUGACACCACGGUAGCUCUCUGGAAAAUUGAAUUGACCACCAUAGUCACCACCCCUCCGACAGAAGUGAGUGAGAACAGCACGGGGGGGUUCAUUUUCACUCUGGCGGACCUCGACCAGCCCAUUGGAUCUGGGAUGACGCCAGGCCUCCCUGAGGAGGAGGGAGCCUCUCCGACGGCCCCUGUUGGAGAAACAGAGAAACCACAAGCUCCCGCUGGAAAAGAGGAGGAGACUGGGGGCACAAGCGAUGACGCCACCAAAGAGCCUCCACAACAACCAAAUGACAAAGGACAGGUCCGGAGUCCUGUUGAUCCGAAAUCUGACCCAAAGGAGAGCCGCAGUUCACUGGACUGGCUGGUAAUCAUUGGGGUGAUUGUGGCAGUUGCUGCUAUUCUUUUAGUAUGUGCAGUUGUUGCCAAAAGAAACAGUUUGUGCAGCAAACGACAGACGCUGAUGAUCACGUCCAAGGAUGGCGGCGAGGGGAACGGCGCCGCAGCACUGGCAUCCAGCUCCCAGGAGCGAGAGCAGGAGAUGGUGACCCUCAUGAACAAGGAGAAGAUCCAGGAGAACGGCAACACCGAGGAGUUCACCGUCAUCACGCUAGAGGAGUCGCCGGAUAAAGAGCAGCAGGCGUGAGACGGGAGUCGUGGAGUUUGAAGGCGAAGAGGGAGAGCGCGAGGAGAAGAUGGAGAGAGUAUAUACAGACGUGGGUUGGGGGCUUCAAACACUGGAACCACUUCGGUGAUCAGCAAUGAAUGGACGCUGAGUGAGGGUCUAUGUGUGUGUUACUAUAGAACGAUUGUCUAACUUAAGUGUUUUGGGUCUGAAGCUGUUGCCUCUCAGAGGGGACCAGGUCUUUUCAAACCAACAUGUGCAGCCGUUAGUUUGUGUGGUGUCCCCAGAUGGUGACCCUCAUGUGGUGACCCUUGAGUGGCGGUCAAAAGAGGGCCGUGCACGGUGGGGUGUCAUGCGUCGGUGCGUAGCAGGGUGUGCGAGCGCGUUUCGUGUCCUGUUCUUUGUGUUUGCGAGAGUUGUGCGUUUGCGUGUCGAUGACGGGACUGGAGAGGCAUGGGUUUAAAAGGGAGGGGGGUGGGUAGAGGAGGGCGUCAUUUGUGACGAACAUGUUAAUUACAGAUUAUUCUCUUUGUAAUAGAAUUGGUGAAUCCUAAACUGUAGGAAGUCGAUGAUGAAAACUGUGUUAUUUUAUUUGAGAAAAAAAAAAAGAAGAAUUUUCAUGUGUUUUGUUUUAUUCGUUUGCUGAAUGUUGUAACCUUGUGUAUAUUUCAGACGUCGCCUGUGGACUGAAGCUUGUUUUUAUUCCAUUUUCAAGAAAACCUGAGGAGUUCUACCUUAAUACCUUAAUUUAUGCAUCUUUAAGUCCCCUUUUCCUUGGUCUCUGUAUAUAAAGUACAUGUUUGGAAAUGCCUUAGCAUUAGAUGCCCAUGCUUUUUUUUAUUUUUGGCAGGAAGGGGCUUUAUAUCCUCUUUAAGUAGAAGAAUGUGUUCAUUUUGAGAUUUAUUCAAUCAGAAAAAGUACCUCUGAAGUAAAAAUGGAUUUUGCAAUAUUGCAGUGGGUAUUGCAUGAAUCAGCUCGAGCAUUCAAGAAAUGUGCAAUUUGUGCAAGUUAAUAUGGUAUAAAUUUACAUCGAGUCCCUGAUGUUAUCCUGAGGAUAAGCAGAAUGAUAAUCAUGAUGUAUAUGAAAACACAGUGUGUACUUUGAUUUGGGGGGGAAAUGAGCAAAAGAAAGAUUUGGAUUGUAUCUGUAGCAGAUUGAUCAUUUUGUAAAUGUGAGAUUAUUAACUUGAAUGCUAAAUAUCAUAUAUGAUAUUCAGCAUGAACUAAAUAUUACACGAAGGGGGAGCCCAUGUGCUGCAAACACUUGACAAUGUAAAAGACUUCUCAUGAGAUUCUAUUGAAAUGUCUCUGAUUGGAGAUGGGUGGGUGGGUGGUGGGUGGGGGAAUGAAGCCUGUGUUCUGGUCUCAACAAACCACUCACAUGGAAAUGCUGCAGUUUUUGCGACUGACCUUCUCAUUGGCUAAAUAUAACAUACAUUGUGUCAUUGUGUAAUCAGUUUUAUUCCCAGUGUGACAGCUUUUUUUUUUUUUUUCUGGUGUAAAAACUGAACUGUAAACAGAUUUUUUGUUUCUGACUUGUUUCGUUGUCGCUCCUGCUUUUUGCUCUUUUAUCAUUGACUCCGACGGGAAGUAGCAGACGUAGUCGUGUAGGCAGGUUUCAUGACCAAUUAACAAAAAAGAUGUUGCUGGUUAAGAAAAAAAAAAAAGCUUUGUGAAGUCAUGAACGAAAUAAACGUGUAUAGAAAGAGA
Molecule: messenger RNA, 3222 nt
Organism: Hippoglossus stenolepis (Pacific halibut)
Lineage: Eukaryota; Metazoa; Chordata; Actinopteri; Pleuronectiformes; Pleuronectidae
Gene: cd44b
Product: CD44 molecule (Indian blood group) b
Exons: 8
Coding region: 361-1533 (390 amino acids)
Biological process (GO): cell adhesion; positive regulation of ERK1 and ERK2 cascade; inflammatory response
Cellular component (GO): plasma membrane; macrophage migration inhibitory factor receptor complex; basolateral plasma membrane
Molecular function (GO): hyaluronic acid binding; cytokine receptor activity
Source: RefSeq, a predicted model, not a curated record